AUGGACUAUGGGGAUAGGAGGGUAGGAAUUACCCCGCAGUGGUGCGUAUGUACAGACGGGGCGCUCAGGGCCGGUUCGGACUUUCCGACCCCUUUGGCAGUGCCUACAGUCCGGCCCCCGCUAUACGAUACACACACAACAGACAGUGCGGAUUUCCUGGCAACUCGUCCGCACACGGCAGCGGUUAUUCCCGGCAAACCCGCCGGGAAUCCCCUCCAGUUCAUCCGGGUAGGCCCCGCGGACCUCGGCAGCCGGGCGCGGGAACAGCUCCGUCGAGCUGAACUUGCUAAACGCACCACAGAGCCCGCUCGCUUUGAGCGGCAAGAAGACUGGCAGUCGAACCUGGACAAUUGGAAAUCAUCACGCCGGAAGCGCGUCGAGCACAUAAUAGAGCGGUGUGUUGAGGUGCGACGUAUGGAGAACGAGCCCAGUCAACCACGCGCUAAAUCCAAAACCUUCAACGAGAUGCUGGAGGAACG
Messenger RNA from Achroia grisella, 479 nucleotides. RefSeq lists its product as uncharacterized. The annotation marks the transcript as partial. The transcript is spliced from 3 exons. The record is from RefSeq and is a predicted model, not a curated record. NCBI's taxonomy places the organism in Eukaryota, Metazoa, Arthropoda, Insecta, Lepidoptera, Pyralidae.